AUGGCCGUCCCGCAGCAGCAUGCAUCAUUGGUAAUGUGCGGCAGCAGCAGCACGUGCGUCCGCGACGGUGACGCAGCGGCCAAUGGCGGGGAAUUGGCGGCGUGCACAGCGGAGCAGCAGGGGCCCCGCCCUGGCGAGCAGGAGGCCAUUGAAGCGAUGGAGGCGGAGGUCGAUGCCGCGGGCAGCGGGGACCCUGCGCUGGGCCAUGCCCCGGCUGCUGCAGCAGCUGCGGGAGACUCGGAAAGCUCUGUGAUUGCUAUCGCGGAGCACUGCCCGGCGGCGCUCUCCCGCGACAACUGGUCCCUGGACGUGUUUGAGAUCCGUGCCAAGAUGUACAGCGGCCACAUCAGCAGCGUGUACCGCGCGGUGCACCGUACCAGCGGCAUCACCGUGGGCCUGAAGAUGUACCGCCGGGGCAUGCUCAACGACAUGGAGCGCCACCAGAUCGCGCGUGAGAUCUGGCUGCACAUCCAGCUCAACCACCCCUCCAUCAUCGCGCUGUACGCGGCCUGGAAGGACCGAGACUACAUUUAUCUCGUUCUUGAAUGGGCGCCAGAGGGCAACGUGUUCACGUUCCUGCAGCAGCACGGCGGCCGCCUGCCGGAGCACGUGGCGGUGCCCAUGGUGCUGGAGCCCACCAUGAGUGCGCUGGCCUACAUCCACGGGCUGGGCAUGAUCCACCGCGACGUGAAGCCGGAGAACAUCCUGCUGACCACCAGCAUGCAGAUCAAGCUGGCAGACUUUGGCCUCAGCAUACACAGCAACUACGAGAUCGCAAACACCAGGCUGGGCACCAUUGACUACCUGUCUCCCGAGAUCCUGGACUGCCCCGUCAAGCAGCACCCUGCAGACCACAAGGCCAACCCCAACAAGUGGUACACCAACAAGGUGGACUGCUGGAGUGUUGGUGUGCUGGCCUACGAGCUGCUGGCGGGACACACACCCUUCGAGGCGCGCACCCCCCAGGAGACGCUCCACAAGAUCAAGUCUCAGGAGGUGGCCUACCCCCCGCAGCUGUCACCAGAGGCGACCGAGUUCAUACAGCGCGCCCUCGUGCGCUCCCCUGAGCAGCGCACCGGCAUGCAGGAGCUGCUGGCGCACCCCUGGGUGCGCAGCCACAUGCGGCGCAACGCCGCGCCCCACAUGCGCGGCCGAACGGUGACCCAGGGCGAGGUGCCUCAGGGGCUGGGGCUGCAGCCGGUGGGGGGCGGCGCGGGGAGCGGCGGCGGCUUUGGGUUGACGGGCAGCGGCGGGGUCGGCGGCGGCGCUGGGCUGGUGGCGGCAGGGGGCAGUGCGGGGGCGCCUGGCUCCCUGAGCAUGCCUGGCAGCAGCAGCGUCCAAAGCGGCAGCGGGGCGGGUGGCGGCGGCGGCGGUGGUUGGGGUGGCGCGCGCAUGCAGUCUUCCGGCGGCAUCAGCAAGGCGGGCCUGAUGGCGGGCGUGGUGGCCGGGGAGGGCCACAACAGCAGCUGCCCCAACAUCCUGACAGCACAGAUCGUCUGUGACGGAACCGAUUCGAUGGACUGCGGCGCCGCGCAGCCGCACCCGCCCGGCCUCUCGCCCCUUGGUCGCGGCGGCAUCGGGCGCCCGGCCGCGGGUGGCGAGGCCGCGGCGGCUGCGGACGACGGCUAUUGGGGGGGCGGCUGCCAACGGCAGCGGGCGCAGCAGCGGGGCGCCGCCUGUGACGAGGGGGAGGACGGCGCGAUGGUGCUGUGA
Messenger RNA from Monoraphidium neglectum, 1713 nucleotides. RefSeq names its product aurora kinase, other. Bases 1 to 1713 code for a protein of 570 amino acids. Gene Ontology annotation, molecular function: protein kinase activity; ATP binding. Gene Ontology annotation, cellular component: spindle pole centrosome; chromosome passenger complex; spindle midzone. The transcript is spliced from 9 exons. Lineage: Eukaryota; Viridiplantae; Chlorophyta; Chlorophyceae; Sphaeropleales; Selenastraceae. The record is from RefSeq and is a predicted model, not a curated record. Gene Ontology annotation, biological process: regulation of cytokinesis; protein phosphorylation; mitotic spindle organization.